AUGGCAAUCCCGGCCGCAUUACCGCCAUUACCAUUCAACCCUACCAGGGUGAGAUCGUAUGUGCUCCGAUUACCACUUUUCACACGCCUUGUGCUGUUGGCCAUCGUUGUAUUUUGGUUGCUCGAGCUACAAACUAUAUGGGGCGUGGUACAAUGGGGAUCAUUGACGCCGAGUGAAAUCGGAAUUGGUAGCAUGUACCGACUGAACACCUAUCCAUUUAUUCACGUCGGGUUUUUUCACGCUUUCGUGAAUCUGCUAGCUCUCACACCGUUGCUGGAGCGAUUCGAAGCUGAGCAUGGUACAUUGACCGCAGUUGCUUUAUUUCUUGGCCCUCUCUCAACCUUCCCAGCCGGUAUAUACAUCCUGAUUGAGAAAUUCAUCCUGCACAGCAACACUGCUGUGGUUGGGGCAAGUGUCUGGGUGUUCCUAUUGCUAGGCUCUGAAGCUAUUAAGACAUUUAAGUCAAACCCAUACUUCAGUCUUGGGACAGCGAAGAUUCCGACCUGGACGUCACCACUAUUCGCAUGUGCUCUCGUAUCGAUAUUCAUGCCGAACACGAGCUUCUUGGGCCACCUGAGCGCUAUUAUAAUAGGCUAUCUACUCGGCCUCGGGUAUCUCAAGGUGCUUGUUCCACCAGAGAAGAUCCUGAGAUGGAUUGAGGGAAAGCUGAACCUACUGGGACGACUGCCACAUUAUGUGUCAGUAGAUCAGAAAACCUAUGGUCGUUAUGGUGUCCUUCCUACGGCGACGGCAGCCGUAGGGGCCGUGAUCCGCAGGUUGCGGAGCAAUCCCCAGUUUCUCUUCGUGCGCCUGCCGUAUAUACUUUCGCUUCUUUGCAUAAUCGCAGGAGUGGUCUGGCUUCUUCUCCUUCCCCUCGACGAAUACGCCCGUCGAACAUACAUCUCCGAGAAUGCGCUUUUGCCUGGCCAGGUUCAUGCAUACUUUUCAGGCAGCGAACAGAACAUCUUUCGCGGGUAUAAGAGGGAACUCGAAAGUUUGCUGAAUUCUGGGAAUCAGGAAGGUCAGGAGGCGAAGGAUAGUGAAUUGACACCGGUAAUUUCCGAUCAGAUACAGUCGGUCUUGCGAGCGGCCGGGUUGAAAGUUGCGACGCAGAAGUACGAGUACACUUCUUCGGGCAUCACGCAUGAGGGACAGAAUGUCUACGCGAUCAUCCAUGCGCCGCGGGGCGAUGCCACGGAGGCGAUUGUGCUGGUUGCUGCUUGGAAGACUGCUGAUGGGGAAUUGAACUUGAAUGGGGUCAGCCUUGCGCUGACGCUGGCAAGAUACUUUAAGCGUUGGUCUUUGUGGUCCAAAGAUAUCAUUUUUCUGUUUCCACCAGACAGCAAAUCUGGAACUCAGGCGUGGAUCGAUGCGUAUCAUGACAUGCAACCGCCCUCGGUCCAGCCUCUGCCGCUGAAGAGCGGUGCCCUACAGGGGGGACUCGUUAUUGAAUACCCCUUCGAUCAUCGAUUCGAGUCUUUACAUAUCGUCUACGAUGGCGUCAACGGGCAACUGCCCAAUCUGGAUUUAUUUAAUACGGUCAUUUCAAUCGCCGGGGGUCAGAUGGGAAUCGGAACCAGCCUGCAGGAAAUGUGGGAGCAUGAUGAUAGCUAUCAAAAGCGCCUGCAGACAAUCCUUAGGGGUAUGGUCAAGCAGGGCUUCGGACACGCUACCGGGGCACAUAGUAGUUUCAUACCGUACCACAUUGAUGCGAUCACUCUGCAAACGAAGGGAGAUGGCUGGCAAGAUGAGAUGGCUCUAGGUCGAACCGUGGAGAGUCUCUGUCGCAGUCUCAACAACCUGCUCGAACACCUUCACCAGAGUUUCUUCUUCUAUCUGCUGAUGCACACCAAUCGCUUCGUCAGCAUAGGUACUUACCUUCCAAGUGCGAUGCUGAUUGCUGGGAACUUCACCAUCAUGGCGAUUGCUUUGUGGAUGCGUACGGGCUACUAUAUGCACGCUCUCGCGACCUCUACCACGAAAGGAGAAGGUCCCCAGGAUAAGAAGUCUCCGGCCGAUCAAGCAACGAAUGCUGAGACAAAUGGCGAAUUGAAUGACUCAAAUCCCAAGGAGCUACCCAGUCCUGGCAGCGUCCUGGAGCGACAGUUGGCGCUCCCGCUCACACUAGUUAUCGGGCUACACCUGCUUGGCCUGGUCCCUCUUUUCAUCUUCAAUAACAUCCAUCACAAGUACUAUACGACCGCGACCUACACUUGUCUCGGAGCUGGGGUCAUCCUCCCCCUCAUCGUGUCAGCCCUCUUGAACCAUGGGGUUAGUUCUCCUCCAACAACUCAGCAAUAUUUCCUGACUAAAUCCUUCUCCCUCCUUCUGCUCGGCCUGUUCCUCUCUACCCUUGCCACAUUGAACUUCUCUCUUUCUUUCAUGGUUGGCCUACUCUGUGCACCACUUAGUUUCGUCAAGCGCAUCAGUCCCCAGACGAAAGCUGCUCUGCGGUACCCCAUCGCUAUACUUGGUUUGCUAGUCUUAAAUGUCCUUUCUCCUCCUGCGGUUCUCAUUGGGGCAUGUUGGUACUCAGGCGUGACGGUUGAGACGGUUCUGACUCAGGCAGCAUUCGGAUGGAAUGUCUGGGGCAUGUGGACACAGGUGGUUGUGUGGUGUGUCUGGUGGCCUGCUUGGGUGGUUGGAUGUGUCUUACUAGGAUCGUCUCUUCUUUGA
Molecule: messenger RNA, 2676 nt
Organism: Aspergillus viridinutans
Lineage: Eukaryota; Fungi; Ascomycota; Eurotiomycetes; Eurotiales; Aspergillaceae
Product: GPI-anchor transamidase subunit GAA1
Exons: 10
Coding region: 1-2676 (891 amino acids)
Biological process (GO): attachment of GPI anchor to protein
Cellular component (GO): GPI-anchor transamidase complex; membrane
Molecular function (GO): serine-type endopeptidase activity
Source: RefSeq, a predicted model, not a curated record